GUGGCCCUAUUUAGCAUGAGCUUUCUCCUCCCUCCUGUAACUUAGGGCCCCUAAUUAAAGAUGAGUUUUCUCACUCCCUAUAACCAAAAUUACUAUCCCAUCUCAGAGUCCACAUAUUGUGUAAAUGCCGAUAAAAUAUAUGAGGAGAACUAUGAUAUAAUGAAGAGAAGAAAUAUGAAUGAUGAAACACUUAUAAAAAAGUUGUCCGGAUCACACGCAAACAUAUCGCUCAUUUAUUUCAACAGUGACAUAACUCAAAAAUUGAAGAUUUUGAGUUAGUUAUAUCACUGAAUUUGUCAUUUUCUAUAUUUAUUUGUGGUAAGAACGCCAUAACUCUAGUAUCAAAAUUGUCCAUUAUAUGUCGCUCAAGGCAUAGUGACUCAUUUUCUUUCAGACGAAUCGUUUAGUUGGCAUAGCGUUUUAUUUCAGUUACGUCUUGACUCUUGCAGAGGAAGCAUCGUUUUAGCUCCUGCUACAGUGACAUAUUUCUUGUUAUGACAGUGUUCUGACAAGGUAAAUAUGACCAGUCGAGGAAAACAACUCUUACAAUUAGCAUUGGAAUCGGUAGAAAACACAAAACAAGCAUCAUCCAAGGAGCCUGAAGUGACUGAAACUUUCUCUGAGUCAGGAAAGAAUGUCGAAGUCCUAGUAAACCAAAACGAGACACCACCAAGUUCUUCCCAGAACACCAAGAGUGUAGGCCUAGGGAUGUCGACAAUGCAGUGCACACAUUUGGGUGAAAGGCGUAAUUCUACAUCAAGCAAUAUUUCUUCAUCAAGUAAUAGCUCUUCAUCAAGCAGCAGCACCUCAUCAUCCUCGUCAAAGAGCAGUGCAUCAUCAACUCAUGCAGCAACACCAGAAGAUGUGCUAGACUCUGAUGAUUCUGUUGCAGAUAAGACCUACGAACCAAAUUAUGAUGAAGAUUCAGAAGGAGUUGGUAGUAAUGACGAUGACUCUUCCCUGACUCCAAAUGUUGAUACUGCUACACUUGGAAAUAAGGACACCAAAGAAUUAGAGAGCCCAGCUAAAAAAGGUUCGAAAAGGAAGAAACAACUAGAAAAGUGGGGGCGACAUCUCCAUAAAAAACUAAGAAAUGAAGGAAAACGGUAUGUAAUGCACACCAAAGACAGAAAAGAAAGGGAAGAAAGAAAAGUAAAGCCUCCUUGCAAGGAAAAAUGCAGGUUGAAGUGCUCAAUGAAAUUUACUGAGGAACAAAGAAUGUCCAUAUUUGCAUCGUACUGGGAACUAGGUGAUAUUGACAGACAAAGGCAGUUUAUUGCCAAUUCAAUUGAUGAAAUUGUACCUAGGUACAGAUAUGUUCGUAUAGGAGGUACAAGACAACAAAGAAAACCAAACAAUGCUUUUUAUUUCAAACUGAAUGAAGGAAGAGUUAGGGUGUGCAAAUUGUUUUUCAUAAACACAUUAGAUAUUAAUGACCGCCCUAUCCGCACAGUCCUGGAAAAGAAGAACAAAGUUUGUGAAAACUUGAUUGAAAAUGAUCUCAGAGGUAAACACAGUAAUCACCACACUGUUGAUGAAAGCAUCAAGGACGGAAUGAGGGCUCAUAUUGAUUCCAUUCCAAAAAUUGAGAGUCAUUACCUCAGGGCUAAUACAUCAAGAGUUUUCAUUGACGGAAACAAGACUGUUGCUGAUAUCCAUAGAGAUUAUGUUUCAAACUGCAAAGAGAAUAAUGCAUCGUUUGGGAACUACUCUAUGUUCUACAAGGUGUUCACUGAAGAUUACAAUAUUUCUUUUUUCACCCCGAAAAAAGAUCAAUGUGACACCUGCGCAACCUUUGAAAAUGCAAGUAAAACUGAAAGAGAUAAUCUGCAACAGAAGUAUGAUCAGCACCAAGUUGAAAAAGAAUUGUCAAGAUCUGCGAAAGCUAGUGAUAAAGUAUCAUCAAAUGCUGCUGUAGCAGUUUAUGAUUUGCAGGCUGUAUUCCAACUGCCCAAAGGAGAUGUAAUUAACUGUUCGUGUUCUGACAAGCAUGAUGUUUAA
This is a messenger RNA of Penaeus indicus, 2001 nucleotides long. RefSeq lists its product as uncharacterized. NCBI's taxonomy places the organism in Eukaryota, Metazoa, Arthropoda, Malacostraca, Decapoda, Penaeidae. The coding region runs from base 520 to 2001 and encodes 493 amino acids. The record is from RefSeq and is a predicted model, not a curated record. The transcript has 5 exons.